Molecule: messenger RNA, 168 nt
Organism: Paramecium octaurelia
Lineage: Eukaryota; Ciliophora; Oligohymenophorea; Peniculida; Parameciidae
Source: the annotation of a GenBank genome assembly
AUGAAUAAUUGUUUGUUAACUCCAAAAACAAAGAAAUUGUUGUGUCCUUAAGCUCCUAAAAAGUAGUUAAAGUUUACAAGAAUUGAUGAUUAAUCAAUAAGAUCAAUUUGUAGAAUGCUUUUUAAUGAUUAACCAAACCCAGAAAUUACUAUAACCUAAACUGUAUGA